UUUCUUCCCUCUCCUUAACCCAGUUCUUUCCCUUCUUUUUCAAGUCUUUCAUUCUUGAUUGAGGUGGUUGACUUUGGUAUUCUUGGUUUGUUUUUAUGGUUUUGCCCAUCGUUCCUUACCGUGGAAUUGAAUCGCCCGUAAAUUCUGAGUUGGACUGUCCCUCUUCCUCAAUUUGUGCUUGUAAAUCCGAGUGUUUGUAUGGCUGCAGGCGAGACCGCGAAGUCAAGAGGCCAGUUGAUCGAACGGAAGAUCGAUAUUAUCGAAAGCUUGGCUGGCAAGGUGAGUAAUCGGCGGUCUCGCAGAUGGCUAAAUGAUUGUCUAUUGAUUGAACUUGUUCCUCGAUUAAAUGUCGAGGAAAUUAGAGGCCUUUUUGCUCCCCCUCCAUGGGGUGACAACAAACCAUUAUCAGCAUUUUGCAUGACCAAUGUCAAAGAGUGGGACGUUUUCCGAAAUGUGGACAUGGAUGUAGAGGCUAGCAUAACAAAAGCCCUGAGGGCGACUUCAGCAGAAAGAAAGGUUUAUAUGAAUACCGAUAAGGCAGUUGCACUGAAUGCAUGGCGACAAGUAGAUCGUAGAACAAGGGAGGCUAUGCGUCGUAAUUUCCUUCCACAACUCAUUGAGGGUUAUGAGGAGCGCAUAAGAGCAUUCAUUAAUGAUGGCGUUGAAGAUGUGCUCGUGCUACAUGUUCAGGAUUCUUUUCACAGAUUAUUGCUUCAUGGUGUAUGUGAGGGGACAGUUAUUAUGCAGCUGCAGCUUGCUUACCAAAGAUACUUACGGCAACUACCAAUAUCUAGUCUGAAAAGUUUCAACUUCUCUUUUCUGAUACAGUUCUACAAUUUAAUCUCCAUCACUGAAUCAAUAGUGAGGGAUGCAAAACUGUGGAAGAUGACAAGGAUAAAGAAGAAAAUGGGUUGCAAUGAGAUCCCCCCAAACAUCACCCUUGCUCAGUUUCUGCGUCUGUCGAAGGAUGGAGCUUUGUAGCCCGUGUGUUUACAAAAUGUGGUAGUCAUGUAUUCUUAUUGAAUCUAAAAUAGAAUUCCUGUAAAUUAUCCAGAAAUUAUGGGACGAUGUUAAUUACUUCGGUGCACCUUAUUCAAGGAGGAAACCUCAGAAGUUUAAGAGGUUUUCCAAUAAAAUACUAGCUUUUAUAUAAUAGCCUUGGACUUGAUUUAUAGUCAAUUUCAAGGAUCCAAUGGUUACGUGUA
Molecule: messenger RNA, 1205 nt
Organism: Musa acuminata AAA Group (dessert banana)
Lineage: Eukaryota; Viridiplantae; Streptophyta; Magnoliopsida; Zingiberales; Musaceae
Exons: 7
Coding region: 199-981 (260 amino acids)
Molecular function (GO): nucleic acid binding
Source: RefSeq, a predicted model, not a curated record